Molecule: messenger RNA, 1801 nt
Organism: Ogataea polymorpha
Lineage: Eukaryota; Fungi; Ascomycota; Pichiomycetes; Pichiales; Pichiaceae
Exons: 1
Coding region: 330-1550 (406 amino acids)
Cellular component (GO): mitochondrion
Molecular function (GO): metal ion binding
Source: RefSeq, a predicted model, not a curated record
UGUUUGUAUUCGCUCCGCCCGGUAUCUACAGCGAAUUUUUUUUUUAUUUUUUUUGCAGUCGCGACGAUCGGCUUCGCCCUUGAAAUUUGAGUUUCCGUUACGAAAACUUUGUGAACAUGAUGAAUCAUAUCCUUGCCCUAAGCAGACAGCCCUCUCGGCGUGCUCUGAGCACCAUAUCGCAAACAAAGAUCAAAACCUUACCGAGUGGGAUCAAGCUGGUGGUAGAUGAGACUCCCAGUCAUUUCAGUGCUGUCGGACUAUAUGUUAAUGCCGGCUCCAGAUUCGAAGAUAGAUAUGAUCUAACAGGGUGUUCUCACCUGAUGGAUAAAAUGGCAUAUAGAAGCACUACUGAAAUGUCUGGAGCGGAAAUGGUGGAGAAACUUAAUCACUUGGGUGGCAACUAUAUGUGUGCGUCAUCAAGAGAGACUCUUAUUUAUCAAGCAAGCGUAUUCAACCAAGAUGUGGACAAAAUGUUUAAACUCUUGAGUGAUGCAAUUGCCAGACCAGCAUUGCUAGACGAGGAGAUAAACGAGCAAAUCAACAACGCGCGGUAUGAACUGAAUGAGCUGUGGCUUCAAAGCGACAUGAUACUGCCAGAACUCCUACAACAGACGGCAUACAACGGCAAGAAUCUGGGUUGUCCUCUGCUCUGCCCUCAGGAGGAGUUGGACAAUGUGACAUCGGCCAAAUUGCGCCAAUAUAGAGACUUGUUCUAUAGACCCGAUCGACUGGUGGUGGCUAUGAGCGGUGUACCUUUUGAAAAAGCCGAAGAACUUACAUUGAAAAAUCUCGAAGAUUUCAAAGCCAGAAAUAGCACAGAGAUUAUCAAGGACCCAGCAGUGUAUACAGGGGGAGAGUUCUCGACUCCUUACCCUGAAGAGCUUGCUUACAUGGGUCAAGAAUUUCAUCACAUCCAUGUUGGCUUUGAAGGUGUGCCCAUUCAAGACGAAGAGGUCUACAAGCUCGCUACCUUGCAAAUGCUCAUUGGGGGAGGUGGCUCAUUUUCUGCUGGUGGUCCUGGAAAAGGAAUGUACUCUAGAGCAUACACGCGAAUCCUGAACCAGUAUGGAUUUGUGGAGUCGUGCAAAUCUUUCAUUCACAACUUCAGUGACAGUGGGUUAUUCGGCAUCUCUUUGAGUUGCAUUCCACAGGCGAACCGUGUGAUGGGCGAGCUGAUUGGAUUUGAGCUCUCGCUUUUAAUGGAGGAUAAUGCCAGAAAUGGCGGAAUCACAGAUAGCGAGGUCGAACGAUCCAAGAAUCAGCUGAAGUCGUCCUUGAUGAUGAAUUUAGAAAGUAAGAUGGUCCAAUUGGAAGACAUGGGUCGUCAAGUCCAGAUCUACGGCAAACGAGUCGACGUACUCGAGAUGUGCGAAAAGAUUGAUAGAAUCACCAGACAUGACCUUAUAGAUAUUGCCAAGAGGGUGCUUACCGGAAGCAAGCCAACCAUUGUUAUCCAAGGCGAUAGGGACUCUUUUGGAGAUGUUGCGGAGACUCUGGCCAAGUCCGGUUUGGGAACUGAUAAGAAAACAAAGAAGGGUUGGUUCGUGUAAAUAGUUAGUUUUCUAGCCAUUCAGAAUCAUUCAAUGCUUGAUGGAAAUGUUUUUCUAUAUUUUGGUGAGCUUUUUGUCGUUCAGAGCUCUGUUUCUCGUAUUUGUGUAUAGUAGUCUUUAGCCCGGUUUUGAAGGAAGAGAAAACCUUUUCAUCCUUCUCUGAUACCUUUGUCGUUAUUUGCACCAUUUGAUUCCCCACAUGAGCACUCGGAACUCCAUGUAUCUGGCGGCUCCAGUGCGCCUUUUCGUCC